Messenger RNA from Cyclopterus lumpus (lumpfish), 1243 nucleotides. RefSeq names its product heme-binding protein soul4 (gene soul4). NCBI's taxonomy places the organism in Eukaryota, Metazoa, Chordata, Actinopteri, Perciformes, Cyclopteridae. The coding region runs from base 154 to 900 and encodes 248 amino acids. The record is from RefSeq and is a predicted model, not a curated record. The transcript is spliced from 6 exons.
GGAAAGUGGAACAGGAAACCGAAGAAGAAGAAGCGUCGUGUUGUUGUGAGUGACGGAGAACCGGAGCGGCCGCAGACUCACCUGGUGAACAGGUGCGACCAGAACCAGUCGGCCGUGUCUUCAGGUCAAAGGUCAUCUCGUCCUCCACCACUGAUGGCUCUGAUCUCUCUGGAAGAUCUUGACAGAUUGGACGAUGAUCAGCUGGAAGAUGACAUCACUGACAACCCAGAACCAAUGGAUGAAGAGGACAGGGACCGACUUCUGACACACUGGCAGGCAGUUGCCAGUACCCACCAUGUGUCAGUACCUCCAGACAUGACGGUCCCAAUACAGGAAAUGACCCGUAACCAACAGCAGAGGGAGCCCUUGCCCUUCACUCCAGUGUCCUCCCAUGAGAAGAUGGGGGAGGUGCUGUAUGAGGAGCGUCUGUACCCAGCAGGCCACUGGGCCUGUGUGACUAAAGGAGAAGAUCUGUAUGAACAGAGCAUCUCGAUGGGCUUCAUGAAACUGAUGCGCUUCAUCUGUAAAGAAAACUCUGCAGGCAGGUAUCUGGGGAUGACGGUGCCGGUGGUCACUAACGUCCACAUGAUGGAGGACGGGAACACGUUUCAGAAAUGCGUCCAGACGGCCUACUUCCUGCCUGCAGAGUUUCAGACCAACCCCCCUCAACCCUCCGACUCCGAUGUCACCAUUGUGCACAGAGAGCCAAUCAGAGUCAUCGCCAGGACGUUCUUCGGGACGACCACAGAAGAGACCCUGACCCGUCAGAUCAGCCUGCUGUGGGAGAUUCUGGGCGCCACCAACGACCUCCGCAGAGACGAAUACCUGGUGGCGGCGUACGAGAACCCUGGCAUCCCCCGCCGCAGGAACGAGAUCUGGUUUGUCAGGCGCAACCCGUAACGCCUCCCCAGCAUCCUCCAGGGUUCUGGUCUUGAUUUGUCAGAUCCAGAAAAGAAAGUGAAUAUUUUUUUACAAGAUGAACUUGUAGUCGUUGAUUAAAUAUUUAGUGUUUUAAUCCUGCAGCUGUUAUUUGAUGUUUCCUUUGACAGUAAAAGUUGGUAUUGUGAUUCAAAUCUGAUGAUUGAGAAGACAUUUGCUCAAUAACCCUCAGAUAUAAAUGAUCAUCUGCAAUCAGAUUCAUGGUUAAACAAAUGAAAUGAAAUAAAUGUGAUGUAAACAAGUUUAAUGACUAAUCAAUAACAUUUAAGUGAAAUCAAAAUAAACUUUAUUUACAAAAACAUCA